Messenger RNA from Podarcis lilfordi (Lilford's wall lizard), 8836 nucleotides. The record is from the annotation of a GenBank genome assembly. Lineage: Eukaryota; Metazoa; Chordata; Lepidosauria; Squamata; Lacertidae.
CCCCCCCCCAGCGCGUGGGGCGAGAUCGAGAAGCAAUGCUGCGCAGAGCGAGGCCAAUACGGUACCCGGCGUGCUCCGCGCCGAAGGUGCCGGAAGUGAGUGUGCAUUUCCGGCGGCAGGGUGGCCCGGCCUCCUGCUCCUGCUCCUGAGGGUGAACGGCUCUCUCUGUCUCCCGCUGCUUCCCCGGUCCCGGCCUCGCCAUGAAGGACGUGCCGGGUUUCCUGCAGCAGAGCCAAAGCUCGGGGCCCGGCCAGGCCGCCGUGUGGCACCGCCUGGAGGAGCUCUACAACAAGAAGUGAGGCGGGGUGGGGGGGCGGCUGGGGGAGCCUGCGGGAGGUGGGGAAGGGGCGCUCUGCCGUUUUCCCUGGGGCGACUCGGUGCCUUUUUCUGGAGAUGAUCCGCUGGGGGGUCUCUUGCUCUUGAAGGCCAACCCCCCCGUUCAGGAAGCUGGUGCAUCGGGCCUCACUCCCGAGAUGUGUGGGCAGGCUGCUUGCCCUAGGAAAAUGGUGGACAGGCACGCGUCGCUUGCCUUGGGCCAAGGUGGCAUAAGCACAACAGGGUCGGAAGUGUGAAUCACUUGGCCGUCUCCAUUGAGGCUCUGCGCUGGCCUGGUUGCCAAAACGUGUGUGUGUCGUGCAAGGGCUUCUAUUCAUAUAACUCGUGUUUGAUUUGGGUAAAUACACCGUUGAGGGUUUGCUGUGAUCUCCUGGCUACUGUACUCUUGCUCUCCCUCAUUUUGUAAAAUUGACAGCCUGUCCUUUGCCAUUUCCAUUGUCAUGUGUGUAUGUUUUACAGACUCUGGCACCAGCUGACCCUUCAGGUUCUGGACUUUGUGCAAGACCCCUGUUUUGCCCAAGGAGAUGGACUCAUCAAGGUAAUCUCCCAAGUCUUACCUUAGUCAUUGAGAUGGUGAUGGGUUGCAUUAUUUGUAUUCUAAUUCACAAGAUUCUUGGAAUUUCCAUAAAUAAGAAAAAUUAAAAUCAAGAGUAGUGUAAAUGUAUACCCCUGGCUUCUUGUGAAUACAAACGUUGCCAAUGAUGAGGCAUUUAGGGGAACUCCACUGAACACAUCAGUUCCAGGGCUUUGUAGCUGAUGUCCACAUUUUUUUGCUUUGUAAAUUCUGUUGACUUCUGUAUCGCUUUUUUUGGCAUUUGGGAUCACAUUUUUAUUCUUUCCAGAAGUGAAAGGGUGCAUUUUGUAAAUACUGUAUAAUGCUGGUACUCUAAAUAGAUGGUGCAGAAUGGUAUGAGGUGACAUUGCAGUGAUAAACUGCCAGAUUAUGCCUAGUUAUGCCUACCAGUCCUCUGAAUUUUGACUACCAGGCCAUUUUUGGCACAAACAACAUGACCUGUCAGUCAUCUGACACCAUAUGACAUCAGGCAUGUAUAAUCUGUUAUCUCCAGUCUAAGUGCUGUUUGUCAAGACUGGAAAUAAGGGAUCUCCUUUCUCCUAUCUUAGUGCUAAGCACUAUAGUGCUAAAAUUAGAAAUAAGCCCAAGCGUAUCAAAAAAACAGGCAGUACUGUUGAUCCACAGUACUAACAGCAGAUAUAAGUCUGUGCCUGCUCCCAUGGUUUGAAGUUUGAAUACCUGGUGUCAUAUUAUAUUGGGUGAUUGAGAGGUGGAUAGCCCCACCCACCUGUCAGAAUGGCAGGUGGAUGAUGUACCAGUUCUGGAUCCAGCCCACCCUGUAUUAUAGUUUAGAAAAUACUAAAUGAAUGAAGGGUUGCUUUAAAGGAGGACAACAAGACAGACAUUUGUAUGAAAAACAAGAAAGAUUGAAGGAACUGGAUAUGUUUGGUCUGGAAAAGAAGAUUGAGAGGGGAUAUAGAAGUUGGAAGGGACCCAAAGGUCAUCUAGCCCAGCCCCUUGCAAUGCAGAAAUCUCAGCUAAAACAUCUGUGACAGAUGGCCAUCCAACCUCUGCUUACAAACCUCCAAGGAGGCAGAGUCCACCACAUGAUAGCACCGUUGAAAUAGAGGCGCUCACAUAGAAAUGAUCACAUACUUGUUAUACCUAGAGGGCAGGACUGACUGGUUUCAGUUACAGAGGGAUAGAUUUCAGUUCAGUAUUAAGAUAAAAUGUUUUACUGGUAAGAGCAGGGUUAGUGUUGCCAGCCUUCAUGUCACAUAAUUUGCAGACAUAUUUGUAGCACAGAGUUGGUCUGCUAAUUGGCCUGGUGCCAGAAGCCAGCUCUCUGUAGAUCAGGUCCUUGGGGAUCCUGCCAUCUUCCAUUCUGUGUACAUGAGCAAGCCAGCGUACCUAAGCUAAACCAUGGCUUAGUGUAAAUUUAUGAGCUCUUGGAGAGAGAUCUUGGAGAGAGAUCACAUCUGCUUUGCUCUUUCUCUGGGCCUACUGGCAUGUUGUCCAAACCUGGGUUUUGAUGUUUCUCACUCCAGACAAGGCAUGAUUUGUAACAAAGGUGUUGUGGUCUAGUGCUGACCCGGGGCUUAAUAUUGAUUGUAAGGAAUUCCACGCACGCUAAUCAAACUGUAGAUACUGUCCUUGAUGUACUAAUGAUCAACUUGACUUGUUAACCAAAACACACUUGUACUGCUAAACUUACCACCUCUUUCUUUGAUUUACAGCUUUAUGAGAACUUUAUCAGUGAGUUUGAACACAGGUAAAGAUUUUAAAAUACUUAAAAUUUAGGGAAAACCUUACAUUUUAAGAUCAAUAUUUUAAUUAUAAAGUUAAACUUAAUUGCUAUUAAAACUUCAGUUGUUCAUGUUACCAUCUCUUUAUUUCAGGGUGAACCCUUUGUCCCUUGUAGAGAUAAUUCUUCAUGUAGUGCGGCAGAUGACAGGUAAAACAUCUUCAUUUUAUCAUAGCUAUCUUUCAUUAUGAACUGGUUCAGGGGGGGAAAUCUGAGGCCAACAACAAGACCUUUAGGAAAGUAACAAAGGAUUGAAGUAAGUCUUGGAGAAAGGGAAUUAUUCACAUUUCAGUCUUUGUGGACACUAGCCAUUAAUACUCCUUAACUUUGCUAUAAGGCCAGCAGAGAUGUAUUAAUGUAGAAUUUGAGAAUCUAAUCCUAGGAGUUUGAUGGACUGAAGGCCUCUUUUGGUGCUGGUUUCUCCCUGGGACUGAUCCAAGGAAGUAUCUGGGAGCUGGCUUUUGGCUUGCACAAUCACUCCCCCUCAGUGCAGAGAGAAAUGGAAUGCUCAAACAGGAGAUCUCAUGUUACUUUGAACACGAGCUCUCCUCUGACUUUGGGACAUUAAAUCAGGAGAUCCUUGAAACCAGAAGUCUGAGCAAAAAUUUUGUCGUUCAUUGUUUCUCGGAACGAAGGGAGGAAGCAUGCCUUGAAGCCCUCUACUCCUCUCCCCAAGGACAAUAUCAUUCAGGCAGGUCCUCAAUUCUAAAACUUUUGUGAUAGGAUCCAAUAAGAGGUUAUGUGAAUCUUAAUGUAAUUGCUUGCUUGUACCUCCUUAGAUCCUAAUGUAGCUCUUACUUUUCUGGAAAAGACCCGAGAAAAAGUAAGUAUGAUAUAUGACGGAUACUUUAUAUAGUACUUUGAUCCACUUGCAUGGAAUUGUUUUCAAUGCAGUUACUAGUUUUUAUUCAUUGCUGUAGCCUACUGAUGUUUUUAUCACUCGUUUUAAAGGGGUGUAGACUUAAAACUGUUGAUUUAAAAUAAGCAAUUAUAGGUUUUAUGUUACAGUUUCUGUGUACUAUCUUUUGUCCUGAAAAGCACAAUAUAAAUUAAUAGCACAUCUACUGAACUGGCCAACAAGCUAUGCUUCACUGCCAGUAAGAAAAUGAUCAAGGAUAGUUAUACAGCCAAAUUUGGAAAAACUGCUAACUACUUAUGCUCUCUUUGGCAGACACUAGUUUCAUUGCUAUUUGAAACAAUAGCUGUUUUAUUACUUUCAUUUUGUAUUGUGGCUGCAGGUGAAAAGCAGUGAUGAAGCCGUGAUUCUAUGUAAAACUGCCAUUGGAGCUCUGAAAUUAAACAUUGGUGAUCUACAAGUCACAAAGGUGAGACAAAAUACAUAUUUUCUUGUUCAUAAUAACAAAACCUUUUUUGAAUUUGCUGUAUUGGACGGCUCUUGCAUUUUUGUGCAGCCCUUAGCUUUUAGUAGCUAUCUUCUAACAUAGGAGAGGGCAGACUUCAGGCCUUUAUAGGUACUCUGAAAAGCCAUUAGCUGGAGGCAGGAGCAAAAGACAUAAACUUAGAGUUGAAGGACAUUUUGUGUUUGAGCAGGUGCUGAUCAGCAUGAUUUGUUUUGGGUACCAGAACUGAGCUGAGUUUGGUCUCUUUCCAUGCAAAAAUCCAUUCCUGAUUACCCCCAAGCAUUCUUCAUUGUUACAGGGGGAGAGGCAUUUUGUUGCCAUUGUUAAACAAUUGAGAGUCAGAAAUCUUUGCCAUUGUACUGGACAUCAAGCAAGGAUCUACCAAUAUUGUGGACCUACUUCUCCCCAGGAUAUGUGGAGAAGACUAAAUUCUAUCUGCUUCUUGUGUUCCACUUUGUGUUACCGGAAAUGCAAUACAGUGGUACCUCUAGUUACAAACUUACUUCAUUCUGGAGGUCCAUUCUUAACCUGAAACUCUUCUUAACUGGAGGCGUUCUUUAGCUUCUUAACUGGAGGUGUUCUUUAGCUUCUUGCUGCCGCUGCGCCGCUGGCACACGAUUUCCGUUCUCAUCCUGGGGCAAAGUUCUCAACUCGAGGUAACUCUUUCAGGUUAGCGGAGUUUGUAACCUGAGGCGUUUGUAACUUGAGGUACCACUGUACAAUACAAUUUAAAUAAUCAAAAGUGUUGGUAUUUCUGAUAAGAUACUGUAUUGAGUUUUUUUUUUCCAAAUAAGAUGCUGAGUAUGUAGUAACAGUAUUUGUGCUUUUGACAUGUGGCAUUAUUAUUUCCAUUCUGAUGGCCAGAGAUCACUUUGGAUUUGAUUUCUUUUGCUGGUAUAAUCCAGUAACAUAAUCCAUGGCCCAUUAGAAACUGUUCACAAAAGUCUAAAUAAACAUCUUGCAAUGUGUUCAUACUUUGUACAAAUGAAAGCUGUUUAUCAGUUUGCCACAAGCAAAGAAUAGGGAUUUUCGAACCUGUAAACAUCUGUUUAGAAACUUGUUUUGGCAGUUAACAAGGUUAUUAAAUUUAUAUAAUGGAGGUUGUUUCAUUUUUUUAUAAACCACUAUUAGGAGCUGUAGUGUUCAAGCAGACAAGGAUAUACAGUUGUGGAUUUGUUUCUUCAGCAGAGUUGAGACUUCAGCAGGUCAAGUCCUAGUACCAGCAGAAAUAAAAAUAACAAAUAUGUUCUGAUCCUUAAGUUAAUGUGAUCACGCCAUUAUUUGGAGUUGUGUGUUUUUCUCUCUUCAAAUAUUGCUUAUAAUUGUAGGCAAGGUAUUGUAACAUGCUUUUGUGUGUAUGUAUAUAAAAUACAUGUGGAUUUUAAGGAUUGGUAUCACCUUUUUUCCCUUUAGGAGACCAUUGAGGAUGUUGAAGAGAUGCUGAAUAAUCUUCCUGGUGUGACAUCUGUUCACAGCCGUUUCUAUGAUCUCUCCAGCAAGUAUUACCAGACAAUUGGGAAUCAUGCCUCUUAUUAUAAGGAUGCAUUAAGGUUCCUGGGCUGUAUAGAUGUCAAAGAUCUCCCAGGUAAUGCUCUUUUCUUCCCAUAUUGAACAAAAUGCAUUUGUUUGUGCUGUGGAGACCUGUAUCAAAUGGAUUUAAUUUACUGUGCAGAGAGGGGAAAAAGAAAUUAUCCUCAAGAUUAUUGUUGUUGGAACCUGGAGUUUCAGGAAAAUAGGCCUAAGACAAAUAAUUUAUUGUACCUUUGUGUAUAGAAUGCUCACAUUUUUGUUGAAUGUAGGAGAAUAUAUGAAUGUGUGUGUGUACACUAAAAUGGGGUGUGGUCUCUCAGACUGUUGCUUGACCCAGAUCAUUCUUCUUUUCAGUGGCAGACCAGCAGGAGAGAGCCUUUACUUUAGGGUUAGCAGGACUCCUUGGGGAAGGAGUCUAUAACUUUGGGGAACUGGUAAGUAGAACUUAAUUGGUGAAAAUGUUCAGGAACCAGAAGCUAGCUACUAUAUCUCAAUGUCCUGCUUUAUUUCUAUCCUCAGCUUAUGCACCCAGUCCUGGAGUCUUUGAGGAACACUGACAGGCAAUGGUUGAUUGACACGCUUUAUGCCUUCAAUAGUGGCAAUGUGGAAAAAUUCCAGGCUUUGAAGUCAGCAUGGGGGCAGCAGGUAGGUGGCUGGUUUGACUGAUUGAAUAAGUACUUCCUCUUUGACUUGCUACUGGAAAGUAAAGCUUAUGCACUUCUGAAAACAGCUGGUAUAGAUUCAGAGUCUUCAAAAAAAAACCUUAGGGCAACAGGACCGAGUUCCCCCAUUAACUGUUUUAGAGUACUUAAGCCUUGGGACACGGGCCAGUUCAGGAAGGAUCUGCUGCAGAGAAGUUCUAAAUAACUCCAAAGCAUCCCACUUCAAUUUAAAAUCCAUGCUCUGAAACAGAUGCAUUGCCUGAUGUCUUGAACUGUGUAGUAGCAUUCAUUUUCUCACUCCCAUAGAGGAGAUGUUGGUUUAAUCAAUCUUAAUGGUUGCAUUUAGAAAUUAAACACUUCUGUUGAAUAAUUUACAAUGGUAGGUCUAAGGCUGUGGUUUCAUGACACAGAAGACGCGUGAAAUGAUGAGCGCUUUCUGUGUGUUGCAUGCAUCUUGUUAAAUAAAAGAAAACACAAUAAGGUUUUUGGAGUAACUAAAGUUCUCAUCUGUUAUGUCUUACAGCCAGACUUGGCUGCAAAUGAAGCUCUUCUUCUACAGAAGAUCCAGCUGCUGUGCCUCAUGGAGGUAAGUCUAGCAAUUCUAAAUUAUAUAAUCUGGUCCUUCCCUGUAGUGGUUCCCACUUGGGGCAGAACUUUUUAUUUGUAUUGAAAUGUAACAUACAGUAUAUUGCUAUUGAAGAUCUAGUCCACCUUUCAAAUAAUGUUUGCACAGAGGCAAACAAAGCUGGGGAAAUCAGGCUUUCUGAUCACUAUGUUGGGAACUUCUUUUUUCACGUAAGCCGAGGUUGGUUUUAACUUUAGUUUUACUUGACUGCAGAUGACCUUCACCCGACCAGCUAACCACAGGCAACUCACUUUUGAAGAGAUUGCUAAAAGUGCCAAAGUCACUGUAAAUGAGGUGAGUUGCAUUUGCAGUUCUGUAUGAGGGAAACAAAUGUUCAGGGACUCUGUGUCAUUCCAUUUUCAAAGACAUUUUCAUUUCAGAUAAUUCCUGUUAAAAUCGAUGCAAUUAAAUUUCCAGAUAGGCAUUUACAGCAAUCAUGAUCUUGGCCAUUUCCCCCUUCUCUGUUUGUUAAAUCCCUCUUUUUGAGUUGUAGCAAGUACUGAGACUGGUAAGUUGCAGUGAUUUUUAUGGAAACAACUGGAUGUGUUUCUCUAAAGCCAGUAAGGGACUCUUGGUUUUCUUUUCCUGCAGGUGGAGCUGCUAGUGAUGAAAGCCCUGUCAGUGGGUUUGGUGAAAGGCAGUAUUGAUGAAGUGGAUAAGAGAGUUCACAUGACAUGGGUCCAACCACGGGUGCUGGAUUUACAACAGGUAAUCACACUUGCUGAAAUCUCAGUGCAACACUCUCCUUUUAAAGCAUGGCAUGGAAUCUUAGUGAAAAACAGCUUUCUGGGGAGAAAGGGUAUGGUUUCUUUGAUUAAUCACACAGCACUUAUAUGUCUUCCUUUACUUCAGUGCAGAAACAGCUUUAUACGGUCACAUGUUGAAUUUAUGACACAUUGAAUACUUGGCUUAAUUCAGUUUUCUUCACAAUGCUUACUUUGUUUCUGACACCUUUGAAUCUCCCUAUCAAAACGUCUUGUCAUUAAGACAAACCAAUAAGACACACCACUGGGAGAUUGCAGUUUAUCUUUUCUCUAAAACAGGAUUUUAAUGUAGUCUGUUGCAGGAGACAUUCUGAUGCAGAAUGGUUAAAUUUGUUAUCUUUCGUGGCCCUUAUUUUGUCUUUAUGUAUUCAUUGUGCAUCCGUUGAGUCCAAGUUCCUAAAGUGCUUGUGGGUUUAUUUCCUAGAUAAAGGGCAUGAAAGACCGCCUGGAGUUCUGGUGCACAGAUGUGAAGAGCAUGGAGAUGUUGGUGGAGCACCAAGCCCACGAUAUCCUGACAUAGAGGACUUUGCACUGGCUGAGGGAAUGUCUUGUACUGUUGCUGAAACUGGCAGUGCCCUGACCACUGACUCUGUACUGAAUUCUAUUAACAGGGGGGCUAGGGGAGGAGGGAAAGAACUACUUUUCUGAUGCUUGUACAGAGGACUAAGUGGCCUUUGCUGUGUAACCCUUUGGUGCUUGGAGUCGGGAAUUCCCUCCUACGUGCUAAGCCAUUUGAUUAGCAUUCUCCUUGGGAGCUCCCAUCCUGCUGCCACCAAAGGCAAUAAGGACUCCUUCAUGGUGGAUUAAUCGGUCUUGGUGUGAGGCUGCCGCAAUGGAGGAUGUUUGGGGCUUAUGGGCUAAAGGGUGGAGGUCACUAGCUCCGCAGUGGGAUGGCAGCAGGACUUCCAUUGUGCAUUUAGGGUGUAAGAAGGAAGGGCCAUCUUCAGUCAUUGGGCAUUUCAGACGGACGUGGGGGGAGAGCAUGACCUUUCUCCCUGCCAGUCCAAAGGCAGCAUAAAUGAGAACAAAUGCCUCUUUCCCCUAGUCUCCCUCUGUUUUGCAGUAGAGGAAACUGCUCAAACCCCAUCAAUGAGUUUUCCAAGAAUAAAAUCAUAAAUUUAAUGGAUUUGUUUUUAUACUCUCCUUGGGUUUGCUCUUGUCUUUUAUGAACGUUUUAUCCUGAAGUGUGAUGCAGUCAAAUAACUGCUGGAAUAAACUUCUCUGCCUUCCCUCUUGCGCA